AUGGGAAACACUAAGACUGACUGGCCAGAGGAGGAACAUAAGCCCGCCAAGGCAUCUGAGAAGAAAUGGUUGGAAGGGGAGAAAGAGAGCCAGGAGAGAAUGAGUCGUAGAAGCUCCUGCCAUCAAGAAGUAGGGUCCAUUUCCUUGUUCUCGGGCUGGCCAUGCGACUUGCUUUUUUACCAGUACAGUGAAGAGGAAGUGAUAGUGUACCAGUUCCGAAGGCCUUGUGUACUUCUACCCUGUCUCACUCGAAAUCCCGCCUGGCUACCAGGAGGACAAGCCCAUGUUCACUCGCUGGGUCAGCUGUCUCCAAUCCUGAGGUCAUCACUCAUCAAGAGGGGAUAAUCCCAAGGACAGCAGGACCUGCUUCAUCACUUGGAUUUAGGAGUGAGAAACCCAUCAGGCAACUAAACAGUAACAAUGACCCACCAUUAAACACACUGAGAGAAGUGCAUGAUGAGGAGAUUGUACGAGAAGAAUCCCGGAGCUCUUGCUGACAACGCCUAUGGAGACGCUGACCACUGUGAGCUCUGCCCAUUGAACUGCAGUAAAAAAUCUCCCCCUCCCCAGAGAUGCUUGGAUGCAGGCACAAUAUCAGUUCAGACAAUGGUCUGUGUGUGGACUUAGAGUGGAAAGAAUUUGGACUGUGGGGUAAACAGACCUGGGUCUGAACUGUUAUUCUGCCACUUCCGUGUAGUAUGUUUUAGCAGCA
Molecule: messenger RNA, 712 nt
Organism: Odobenus rosmarus divergens (Pacific walrus)
Lineage: Eukaryota; Metazoa; Chordata; Mammalia; Carnivora; Odobenidae
Exons: 3
Coding region: 1-345 (114 amino acids)
Source: RefSeq, a predicted model, not a curated record